AUGUCCUGUCCAGACACGCACGCAUGCUGCCUCGUCAAGGACGCACGCCACGGUGCCAAGGCCAAAAACCGUAACGGCAAGUACGCACGCCCAAAUUAUACGGGAGACGACGAGAGCGUGGACCCAACCAAUCACGAAUGUUAUCCCCGUGUCCUCGUAGCUGGACUACAAAAACAUUCUGUUUGCCGUUCUAUCAUUUUCUCUGACGAUGUUCUCUUCUGUGAGGCCGAAAGCUCAAACUAA
Dibothriocephalus latus is the source of this 243-nucleotide messenger RNA. Lineage: Eukaryota; Metazoa; Platyhelminthes; Cestoda; Diphyllobothriidea; Diphyllobothriidae. The record is from the annotation of a GenBank genome assembly.